AGAAGUGGUUGACCUCGUGGGUUACGUGAUGCCCGUCUACAUAGCCUUCCACCUGUUUGAAGCUCUAUGCGCGACGACCAGCGGGGUGCUGCGUGGCACCGGAAGGCAGAAACUAGGCGCCAUUUUCAACACGUUGGGCUACUACACCGUCGGCUUGCCCUUGGGGGCCGUGCUCCUUUUCGUAGCCAAAAUUGGCAUGAUAGGCCCAGCACCGUGUCAAAAUCUCUCAGAAGCCAGUGGAGGAUUUGAACUCGGCUCCCAUCCCGGACAAGGCCGUUUCCUCUUCCAAUACAGAAUGCAAAGUAGGGUUUGGAGGACACACGGAUGCCCAGAACGGCGUUGUGCUUCUGAGCUUCACCGUCAUAGAUGGACCAACCUUGCAGGAAAAGGCGGCGUCCAGCAUCCCCAAGACGGGCCGGGUUCUGACGACCAAAGAACUGAUUGUGAGGCGGGGACUGGCGGUGGCCGGCGCCGUGGGAAUUCUAGCCGUGGGAAUUUUGAUACGGAUAUUCACAGUCCACAAUUAACGGCUGGGGAGAGACUAGAACACACCCCCCCCCCUGAACCCACGGCAAAAAAACUCAGGCGCAGGAACCUGUUUCAUCCAGCAGAGGGCACUAGUGUGUUAUACUCAGAAAUUCCACCAGGGGGCGAAGUUCAGAAGUUACAGACGUUACACUCAGAAAUUCCACCAGGGGGCGAAGCUCAGAGGUUACACAUGCUAUACUCCGAAUUUCCACCAGGGUGCGUCCAUCUCAGACAAACAUCGUGGGACGAUGGCCAUUUCGCUUCGCCCAAGUUGGCCGAAUCUGGCGUCUCAACAUGCAAAAGACUGAUUUUGGGGAGUUCAGAAAGUUUAUUUUCCAUCAUAGAUAACCAUGUAACCUUUCCAGAUAAACAUCUUUUAGUAGUAAUUUUUUUAAACAUGGUUUUUAAAUGUAGGCCUUUCAAAGAAACAAGGAGGUUAGAAAAGGUUAGCAAACAAGGAAAUAUGGACCCCAGGGAGGUCAAAGUCAAAAUGACACUCCAACCAUGAUUCAUAUCACGUUUUCCUGAAAAUAAGACCUCCCCGAAUAAUAAGCCCAAUUGGGCAUCUGAGCGCAUG
This is a messenger RNA of Thamnophis sirtalis, 1105 nucleotides long. The record is from RefSeq and is a predicted model, not a curated record. NCBI's taxonomy places the organism in Eukaryota, Metazoa, Chordata, Lepidosauria, Squamata, Natricidae.